AUGGAAUGUAAAAAGAUUCCAAAGGAGCGUAGGCAUUCGUUUCCCAGGUCCAAGCCUCCUUAUAGUGCUUCAUCUUACUCUAGAAGUUUCUAUACCUACUCCAAGUCAAGAUCAGAUUCUUCCCCCUCUCGCUCCCCCUCUCGCUCAUUUUGUCGUUCCCAUUUGCAUUCCUACUCGCGAUCGCGGCUGUAUCCAAGAAGAGGCAAAGGGAAGAGUCGUAACUAUUGUUCUAGAUCAAGGUCACCUGGUAAUAGAGCUGGAAAUUACCCUGAAAAAUCUUCUGGAAGAGCGAGCCAUGUCAUCAAAGAUCCUACAAAAUCAAAAGAGAAGGAAGUGGAAUAUCCACAGGGAGAUGGCAAAGGAAAUAAACAUAAAAAACACCAGAAGAGAAGAAAAGGAGAUGAGAAUGAAGGAUUUCCUUCAUUUUGUGAAAAAUCUCCUCGAAUGGAACCUCCUGCGAAAAAAGUGAAGGAGGAGUUGCCAAAGACAGGCAGUGUUGAAACAUCUUCCUCUCAAAAGGGUGAGAAGGUUCUUGGUACCCCACAGAAAGUUCACCCAAAAGUGACAAAAGAUCACCCAGAAACCAGACCAGCCAAGGAGGAAAAGGCAAAGAAAGACCACAAGGAAAAUGACAGUGAGAGUAAUGUAUCUGCAAAAGAUGAGGAAGCUGCAGGAAAAAAUCCCAAAGACCCGAAAGAAAAGUCUGUUGAUAAGGUGAAAGAGGAUACAGCAGCACCUGCUGCAGUUGACCAGCCUGAAGCAAGCAGAAGUCAAAGCCGUCACAGUGUUAGCUGUAGUCAAAGCCCUUCUGAGAGUCAGCCUCGAAGCCACAGCAGCAGUGCCAGCUCAGGAGAGAGUCAAGACAGCAAGAAAAAGAAAAAGAAAAAAGAGAAGCAGCAGCACAAGAAGCAUAAGAAGCACAAGAAGCAUAAGAAACACAAGAAGCAUAAGAAACACAUUGGAAGCGAAGUGGAAUUGGAAAAGAGCCAAAAACACAAACGCAAGAAGGAAAAAUCGAAGGAGAGCAAAGAUAAAGAUAAGCAAACCGUGAAAUCUGUCACUACAUAGAAUGAGGGAUAUUAAAAAAAUGACUUAAUUCCUAAGUCAUCUCUAUUAAAUUUUGUUAAAAUGUAAAUGAAUUCAAGCGUUGCAAAUAGUGACAUGGAAGACCCUGUGCUGCACUUAAAAUAUUGCUGCUUGAUUAUUUGAUUUUUACAUCAGAGCUUUAUAAAAGUGAACAUUUUGAACAGAAUUGUGAGUUGUGGCCACGUAUCAUGAAAGGUUUUGCUGGGGCAUGUUAUUUUUAACCAUUGUUAAUUAGUUUGGGUGGAGUAUACUGCAAAACUUUUCACAGCUGAAUUUUUUUUUAAUUGCCUGGCAGAAGAAGGUGGUACCUGUUAUAAAAUAGCAGCAGCAAAAUGCUUUGCAGAAUACAUUACA
Harpia harpyja (harpy eagle) is the source of this 1440-nucleotide messenger RNA. Its product is annotated as E3 ubiquitin-protein ligase RBBP6-like. The coding region runs from base 1 to 1068 and encodes 355 amino acids. The transcript is spliced from 2 exons. NCBI's taxonomy places the organism in Eukaryota, Metazoa, Chordata, Aves, Accipitriformes, Accipitridae. The record is from RefSeq and is a predicted model, not a curated record.